AUGCAUUUAGUAAUGAAACAAUGCCCUUGGAUCUCCUGGACCAAGACCAAGAUCCAGGACUUUGUGGAAUCGCAAGGAGAACCUGUUAGCGACGAGGACAUCGAAGUCAUGGGGAGCUUCACAUACCUUGAAUUUCAAGGUCCCGUGUACCACGACUAUAUAAGGGCCUCCAUCUGCCGUAAGGCUACCAGUUGCACAGCUACGGUUCUCGCCUCAGCUGGGGAUACGAUGAAGCUCACUUACCUGUUGCUGGCUCUGGCCGCCGCCCUCGUGAUAGCGGAAGCCAGCCCUCUGGCCGCUGCUGAAAAUGAGGAAGGGGAGAACGAGUUUCACGAAGGCAACGGCGAAAACGGGGAAGUGGGAGAAAACGGGAACGGAGAACGGGAAGAAGCCAACGGGGAGGAAGAGACGAACGGAGGAAAUGGAGAAAUGAAUGAAGCUGAGGCCGAGGCCGAGGAGGUGAAUGAAGCCGAGGCUGGAGAAAUGGAUGAAGCUAAUGAGGCUGAAGAGAUGAGUGAAAACAACAACGUAGAAGGAUCGACCGGAAAUGAGGCGUCAGGUGGCGUUGAAGGCCGCACUCGGGGCAACAACAGCCAACAGGGCAGCUCUCGCUUCCUCGGAGGAUCUCUCGAUUCUCUCAACCUUGGACAGUCUGUCGUGGGAGGAUUUCUCGGUGGUCUCGGCAACCCCAACUUCGGAACCGGUCCUACAAGCCCAGGCUUCGGAGGCAGCCCCGUUGGUCCAGGCUUCGGAGGCAGCCCCGUCGGCCCAGGCUUCGGAGGCAGCCCCGUCGGCCCAGGCUUCGGAGGCAGCCCCGUCGGCCCAGGCUUCGGAGGCAGCCCCGUUGGUCCUGGUUUCGGGGGUAGUAUUAUCAACCCAGGACUUGUAGGAGGAUCCGUCAACCCCGGUUUUGGAGGUAUUAUCGGCACUCCAGGUGUUGGCGGUGCCUGUCGCUACAGCUGUCGCGCUCCCAACGGCAGGUACGUCUGUUGCAAACCAGGCAGUUGCCCGCCCGUGCGUCCAACCUGCCCUCAGGUGAGGGAUUUCGCUCCACCCACGCCUUGUUCAAGCGAUUUCCAGUGCUUUGGUACCGAUAAGUGUUGCUACGACUCCUGCCUGCAGGAGACCGUCUGCAAGCCACCUCUGGGUAUCGGAGGCUUCGGUCGCUGAACGGCUGUCGUAGAAGCACUCAAAUCUGUUGUCCCAUCGUUAGGAUGAUGUAACUGUGUAUAUAAAAUUUGAACCUGUGUGAAUAUAUUUAAAUAAUGACAAA
Messenger RNA from Penaeus vannamei (Pacific white shrimp), 1273 nucleotides. The record is from RefSeq and is a predicted model, not a curated record. NCBI's taxonomy places the organism in Eukaryota, Metazoa, Arthropoda, Malacostraca, Decapoda, Penaeidae.